Molecule: messenger RNA, 459 nt
Organism: Pleurotus ostreatus (oyster mushroom)
Lineage: Eukaryota; Fungi; Basidiomycota; Agaricomycetes; Agaricales; Pleurotaceae
Gene: RPS15
Product: ribosomal protein S15
Exons: 7
Coding region: 1-459 (152 amino acids)
Biological process (GO): translation; ribosomal small subunit assembly
Cellular component (GO): ribosome; cytosolic small ribosomal subunit
Molecular function (GO): structural constituent of ribosome
Source: RefSeq, a predicted model, not a curated record
AUGGCUGAAGUCACCGACCCCCAAGUUGCCGCCGACCUCAAGAAGAAGAGAACCUUCCGCACAUUCUCAUACCGUGGUGUUGAGCUCGACAAGCUCCUGGACAUGAACAAUGAGGACUUCGUUGAGCUCGUCCACGCCCGUGCUCGUCGCCGGUUCCAACGCGGCCUCAAGCGCCGCCCAAUGGGCCUCAUCAAGAAGCUCCGCAAGGCCAAGAAGGAGGCCCCUCCCAAUGAGAAGCCCGCCGUAGUCAAGACACACUUGCGUGACAUGAUUAUCGUGCCGGAGAUGAUCGGCAGCGUCGUUGGUAUCUACAACGGCAAGGUCUUCAACUCGGUGGAAAUAAAGCCCGAGAUGACUGGCCACUACCUUGCUGAGUUCUCGUGCUCGUACAAGCCGGUCAAGCACGGUCGCCCUGGUAUUGGUGCCACACACUCUUCUCGUUUCAUUCCCCUCAAGUAA